Molecule: messenger RNA, 3229 nt
Organism: Aphidius gifuensis
Lineage: Eukaryota; Metazoa; Arthropoda; Insecta; Hymenoptera; Braconidae
Gene: Xpc
Product: DNA repair protein complementing XP-C cells homolog
Exons: 4
Coding region: 111-2951 (946 amino acids)
Biological process (GO): mismatch repair; nucleotide-excision repair
Cellular component (GO): nucleus; nucleotide-excision repair factor 2 complex; cytoplasm
Molecular function (GO): damaged DNA binding; single-stranded DNA binding
Source: RefSeq, a predicted model, not a curated record
CCUGCGCAUUGGUUGAAUAUUUACGUCAAAAAUUUUUAUUAAUAAAUAAACAAUUACAAUAAUAAAAAUACACAAUUAUUCAAAAUUAAAUAACAAUAAAAAAUAUCAAAAUGGUAUCAUCAGAUGAUGACAGUUCAGACAGUAGUGAUGAUUUUUUGGUAUCACCAGAUAAAAUAAAUUUAAACAGUACAUUUUUUAAUUCACCAGUUGAAAAAAAUUCUAACCCACCAGUAAAAAAAUCUAAAAGACGAAUAGUAUCAAGUGAUUCUGAUUCUGAUGAUGAUGAAGAUGAACAAGAAGAGGAAGAAAAACAAAAAAGUUCAGCAGAUUUACUUGCUGAGGUGAUGAGAAAUUUGGAAAAAGUUAAUGCUGAUGCUGAUAGGUAUGCAUCAUUUGCAAAAGAUGGGGAAGAAAAAAAACAAACAUCAUCAUCAUCACCAAAAAAACAACAGAGAAAAAGUAUAGAUAAUGAAAUCAGUGAUUUGUUACGUCAAACAGAGAGUGGAAGUCUUGGAAAUUAUAAAAGUUGUUCUAAUAAUGAAAAUAGUACAAGUGCAACUCCAAGUACAAGCCAAGAUGAGCCAUCAUCAUCAUCAACAACAGCAGCAACAGAUGAGUAUGUAAUUCCCAAAGAAGGUGUCAACAUCAUCUUGCCAGGUACUGAGUUAAUGUUCAACAGACGAAAGAAGAAUAAAGCUAAUGAUUUUGAAGCUGAAUUAAUUAAAAAAAUGAAUCAAAGACUCAGAAAAAAUCAGCUGUAUAUUCACAAAGUUGGCUUGCUGGGCUGGCUAUCACAUGGAUUUCAUGUUAAUCGUCAAAUAAAUGAUCCAAAUGUUCUUGGAUCAGCAAUGAGCCUGGUACCAAUAGCAAUAUGUCCUGAUGGUAGAAUUGACUUGAAAUAUCUUGAGCAAUAUACAAAGUGGUUUAAGAAAUUAAUGAAAAUUGAAUUUAACAAAGAAGAAGUACCAAUAACAAGUGACAUGUUGCUUGAUAGAUUAAAUAAAAAAGUUGUACAUAAUUAUAGAGAGCUGGUACUUGUUUAUAUUGCAACAUUAAGAGGUAUUGGAAUUAACUGCAGGCUUGUUAUUUCACUAUGUCCUCCACCAAUGAAGCUACGAAGAGAACAAUUAUUUAGUUCUAAUAAAAAACAAGAAGAUGCUGAUAAAUCAAAGGAUAAAAAAAAAAAAUUACAUACAAAAAAAAGCAAGGAUUUAAAAAAUGAUAAUUCUAAAAAAUCAAAUGGUAAAAUUGUACCUGAAAAUAGCCAACAACGUGAUCGUUCAGCUAAGGAAGAAGCUAAACAAAAAGCUGUUGAAUUACUUCGUUCUAGAUUCAGUCGACCAGUUGAUAAUAAAAAUAAAAAAUCAAUCAAAGACAUUGAUAAAAUUGUUAAAAAAAUACCAACUAAAAAAGAUGAAUCUGAUGAUGAUGAUGAUGAUGAUGAUGAUAUUAAAAGUCCACCAAAAGUACGACAGCUAAGAUCAAAAGCAAUUCAACUUCCAAAAGCUACAAAAACAUCUAAAAAAAAUACAAAUAAAAAAACAAAUGAUGAUGAUAAAAAUAAAGAACCUGAUGUUGAAAAAAUAGCAGAAAAAAAAAAUACAAAUUUAAAUAAUAGCAUAAGUAUUAUGAGUGAUUCUGGUGAUUCAUCAUCUGAUGAAGAUGUAAAAGAAAUAAAACCCACAAUAAAAAAGCCAAAUAAAAUAAUUGAAAGUAUUAAAAAAAAUUCAAGAAGAUCAAGUGUUGAUAGAAGAAUAUUUUCAAGUGAUGAUGAAGAAGACAGUCAAGGUUUUAUGGAAAAAUUUGAUGUCAGAGAUUCACGUUACAUGUGGGUUGAAGUUUACGUUGAGUCUGAAGAAAAUUGGAUAAGUGUCAGUGUGCCAGAUGGAAAAAUCCAUUGUGUUUCUGAAAUUUAUAAAAAAAUACCAGUACCAGUUUUGUAUAUAAUUGGCUUUAAUUCAUUGGGUUAUAUAAAAGAUUUAACAAGACGUUAUGCUCCCCACUGGUUGACAUCAACAAGAAAAAAACGUAUUGAUGAUACCUGGUGGUCAGAAAGUCUGUCACCAUAUUGGGAACGUCGUGAUACAAUAUCAAUUGCUGAAGAUGAAAUGUUAUUACAAAAAGAAUUAGAACAACCAUUACCAACAACACUGAGUGAAUGUAAAGGUCAUCCUCUUUAUGUUAUUCAAAAACAUUUAUUAAAAUUUGAAGCACUAUAUCCACCAGAUUGUGUACCACUUGGUUAUUUAAAAACUGGUGAUGCUAUUUAUUCACGUCAUUGUGUACAUACAUUACGUUCACGUGAAACUUGGACAAAACAAGCACGUGUUGUUAAACCAAAACAAGAACCAUAUAAAAUUGUUAAAGCAAUGCCAAAAUAUGAUAAAAUGACUGGACAACGUGUAUCAGAUUUGCCACUGGAAUUAUUUGGGCAAUGGCAAACAUCACCAUAUGUUCCACCAGAGGCCAAAGAUGGUAAAGUACCACGUAAUGAGUAUGGUAAUGUUGAUUUAUUUCAACAAAGUAUGUUACCAAAAGGAACUGUUCAUAUUGAUCUUCCAGGAUUAAAUAAAGUUGCUAGAAAACUUGGUAUUGAUUGUUCACCAGCAGUUGUUGGUUUUAAUUUUGGUUGUCGUGGUGCAUUACCAGCAUUUGAGGGUUUUGUUGUUUGUGAAGAAUUUGAAGAGACAUUGAGACAGGCCUGGGAUGAAGAACAAAUUGAAGCUGAAAAAAGAGCCAAUGAAAAAAGAGAAAAAAGAAUAUGGGGUAAUUGGAGAAAGCUCAUUAGAGGAUUAUUAAUACGUGAACAUCUUGCUGAAAAAUAUGAUUUUGCUGGUACAAAAGAUAAAGAUAUUGAAGCUAUUGAAGAUACUCCAAGCUGUUCAAGCACAUCAACAAAACGUACAAAAACAAAUUCUAAACAACCAGCAAAGAAAAUCAAAAAAGCAUAGUGUGUUGAUUUAUUGUAAAUAAUUAUUGUAAAUAAUUGUUUUUUUACAUUAACUUCAUACACAAAAUUAUGCGGCAAUUUUUUUUUUGUAAGGUAAAUCUUUUUUUUUUUUUCUUAUCUAAAUACAGUAUUAUUAUUAUUCCUUGUAAUAUUUAUAUUUUUUUUAUAACUAGUUUAUAAAUUACAUGAAUAAUAUAUUUAUUUAACAGAAAAAAACAUUUUUUUUUAUUAACAAAUUUCCAUACACUUAAUUUAUAACAACUCUAGUAAUUUUUUUUA